UGAUUAAAAAACUCCUCUCAUAAAAAGCAGCACGUUUGCAACUUUAAAUCAUAAUUUUGUUUGCCAUGUACUUCAUUCUCUGCCUCCUAGCAAUUGGUGUCAAUGCUCAAUUCACUUCAACUGGUCAAUCAAGCAUUGUGGAUGCUCAUAACAAAUUGAGAUCCGCUAUUGCAAAGAGUACCUAUGUUGCGAAGGGAACCAAAAAAGAACCAGCAACUGAUAUGAGGAAAAUGGUCGUGGAUUCCACCGUAGCUGCGUCGGCUCAGAAUUAUGCGAAUACGUGCCCAACUGGACACUCAAAGGGAACUGGAUAUGGGGAAAAUUUGUAUUGGUCUUGGACUUCUGCGGAUGUUGGAUCCUUGGAUUCCUAUGGAGAAAUCGCCGCUGCCGCAUGGGAAAAGGAAUUCCAAGACUUUGGCUGGAAGUCUAACGCAAUGGAUACCACCCUAUUCAACAGUGGAAUAGGACACGCUACUCAAAUGGCUUGGGCAAACACCAGCUCCAUCGGGUGUGGAGUCAAGAAUUGUGGACGAGACGCAUCGAUGAGAAAUAUGAACAAAAUAGCUGUAGUCUGCCAGUAUAGUCCACCAGGAAACACUAUGGGACGGCCGAUUUAUAAGGAAGGAACUACGUGUUCCAGCUGUUCCGGAUCUACUAAAUGUGACACUGCUUCUGGGCUUUGCGGAUAAUGAGAGAUUUCACUUUUUGUGUCUGUAAUUUUUUAAUUUAUUUGUUUUGUUUUAAUCUGGGAAUUAAUUUACUAAUGAAGCAUUUGUUUU
Molecule: messenger RNA, 779 nt
Organism: Caenorhabditis elegans
Lineage: Eukaryota; Metazoa; Nematoda; Chromadorea; Rhabditida; Rhabditidae
Gene: scl-1
Product: SCP domain-containing protein
Exons: 4
Coding region: 66-689 (207 amino acids)
Source: RefSeq, marked reviewed